AUGGGCCAGCACGGCCAUUGCCAGGUCUACAUUGUGUUGCUGUUGUAUGUCUAUAUUAGAUCAGUGAUGUUGUUGAUGAACAGAUUAGAGCGAAACGUUAUAAUCGGUAGAGGAGAUAAAGGAAAUAUGAAAGAUUUCGGUGAUGUCCGGUUGCAUCUCAGCAAUGACACCUUACUUACCUUACCACAUCACAAAAAGUGUUCACAGGAAAAACGAUUCCUUUUUCUGCUUGAACUCUUAUUAAACUUCACCAAUCAGAACCAGAAACAUUAAAAACAAAAACAAUUGCCCUUUUUUAUUGCUUACCUUUUAAGCCAAAUAUUCCUAUAACGUUCAAGUCUUGUUCUUCUUCCUUCCUCCGUAACUUCCUAUAAAUUUACUCACAACCCACUUCCGAAUCUUCAAGAUCCAAACUUUGUAGGGUGUUAGUGAGCUACUUGAGCUGUUCUCAAAAGGGCAUUGUGAAGAUGUGUUGCGGAACCAAGAUGUGCAUGUUCUGUAUUUGUUUGAUAGCUGUGGUGAUUCUUAUCGGAUUCCUUUUCGGAUUCGGAGUUUUCAAAAAAGCCUUUCACAAGGCUAAGGAUACUCUGCAUGCUUGUGAUCCAAACAUUCAUGGCUCUCUCUGUGGAAAGGGAAGACCUUUCUUCAAUUAUGUUCCUCCUCCCACUCCCUUUUAGUUUGGUUCUUGAUGGGUUGUGUGAUUUGUUUUCUGGUUACUUAAAUUAGGAUGCAAAGAUUGUGAAUUUGCCAUUGAUGGAUCUGUAUUUGUAGUGUUUUGUGAUAAGGGUUUUUUAAUACAGAAUUUGUUUAUAAUGUA
Messenger RNA from Mangifera indica (mango), 817 nucleotides. RefSeq lists its product as uncharacterized. Lineage: Eukaryota; Viridiplantae; Streptophyta; Magnoliopsida; Sapindales; Anacardiaceae. Bases 468 to 677 code for a protein of 69 amino acids. The transcript has a single exon. The record is from RefSeq and is a predicted model, not a curated record.